Molecule: messenger RNA, 975 nt
Organism: Neoarthrinium moseri
Lineage: Eukaryota; Fungi; Ascomycota; Sordariomycetes; Amphisphaeriales; Apiosporaceae
Exons: 4
Coding region: 1-975 (324 amino acids)
Source: RefSeq, a predicted model, not a curated record
AUGGCUGCCGCUUCCUCGUCCUCGUCCUCGUCAAGAUCCUACGCAUCGUCGUCGUCCUAUAGCCAGCUUCCGCCAUAUGCCCAAAACUUGAUCGGCCCAAUUGACUCCAACUGGACUCCCAACUCGGCUGUAUCAGACCUGACCGACGAGUUCUCAACCCCGCAAGGCCAGCUACGGCCGCUCGAUCUGGGCCCACCGGGCUAUCAAGCAACCAUAGUCUUGUUUGAAGGAACAGCUGAGGAGAGGACCAUUUAUCUGGGUCCGUGGGAGGUGGUCGGUCAUGAUCAUCGCCGCAUUCUCUGGCAAUGCAGUUAUCAGUUGGAGCGGCUAGAACAUUUUUUACCAUCGCCUUCUCCUACAGAAACAUUCCCCCAUACCCUACACUCAAGGCAUCGGCAAUUCUCGGACCCUUGUCAGCUCGAACAAUAUGUCACUUUUCGAGAGCGCCAUCGAAUUAGAUACACCAGCGAAGAUGGCGUUGUGAUCCACGACCAACCAAUCGAGGUCAAGUACGAGUUCACUACCGUCGAGUCCGCAAUUCAUUUUCAAGGCGACCUCAGGAGGAAGGACCUGGUGGACUGUUUUGAUGUCGAUGUCGUCUGGACGGACACGCAGGGGAGAACGGAUACAUUUGGCAACAUCCGAGGUAUCGGCACCGUCCAGAGGCUUAAGCUAUGGUCUGACCGUCAAAACACGUCACACUCACUAACAAUCUUUGCGAACCGAGCUGACAGAAGGUAUAAAGAAUACCAGGUGGAUCAGUUUGAAGAUUAUCGCCGUUUCCUGGAUACAUGGUUGAUGGCACACAGCUCUGACAGCGAAUACCACGGAAUAUCGUAUCCGACUGAUGCUUUCGAGUUGCCAUCUCCUCAGAUCACAGCAGCGAGCUCUUAUCAACUUUCGACAAAUUCUCUCUGGCAAACGGAUCUUCCAACGCUCCCGGAGCCUGCCGAAGAAGACGAUCCUACUCCAUGA